Molecule: messenger RNA, 843 nt
Organism: Cyphomyrmex costatus
Lineage: Eukaryota; Metazoa; Arthropoda; Insecta; Hymenoptera; Formicidae
Product: von Hippel-Lindau disease tumor suppressor
Exons: 3
Coding region: 267-788 (173 amino acids)
Source: RefSeq, a predicted model, not a curated record
UGACUUUUGACGUGACGCGUGAUAUGUGUGGACGUAAGGGAGCGACGAGGUGGAAGGCGUCCGACAACGGUGACGCAACGUGACGACUCAGCCCCAAGGGUGUCAGGUGUGUGCGGUGACGAGCGGCCCGGGAGAGGGCGGACGACGGUCGACGGUCGACGCUAGGCGUUUUCGUUCUUCUGGCGAAAGAAGAAAGAGAGAUUAGUAAAGACUCGAAAUUCCAUUACAAAUAUAAGAAGAGGAAGCGGACGGAUAAAAAUCGCAAAAUGGAUGAAAAUCAACAGCAAGGGCCGAUAUUUCGGUCGCUCAACAGUGAACACGAAUCCUUCGUCAGGUUUAUUAACACAACACCUCAUACUAUUACUUUAUACUGGAUGGAUUAUGAUGGGCAGGCAAUUGAUUAUGGCGAUCUGUCAGCUGGGGACUACAGGGAAAUAAACACGUUUUAUACGCAUCCGUGGAUUUUCGUCAAUAAAGAAACGGGCGACAGGGCAAAACGAAACAGGUAUUUGGCGGAGCAGCGCGAUGUUUUCUUUCCGGCGCCAUGGUUUCUCCAGUACCGUGGUGUUACGCAGGACAAACUACCGCAAAGAAUCGAGAGGACCAACGUGCACAUCGUGCUACCGAUGUUCACUCUACAGCAAUUGUCAAUGAGAGUCAUCAAAAACUGUCUUACGUACGAUUCGCAGGCUUUUCGUCUCGACAUUCCACGGACUCUCCAGUUAGAGCUUGCCACAAUGCUACCGAGGAAACCUGAAUGUUUUCUCCUAUACGCGCAAUUAGGGUAACACCGCGAUUAUGAUAAUAAUUUUAAAACUUGGAUAUUUUUUUUGUAAUUUUUGU